Molecule: messenger RNA, 1077 nt
Organism: Moneuplotes crassus
Lineage: Eukaryota; Ciliophora; Spirotrichea; Euplotida; Euplotidae
Source: the annotation of a GenBank genome assembly
AUGGAAUCAUCCAAACCUAUCGUGUUGGUGACCGGGUCUACAGGAUAUGUAGGCAGCUGGAUAGUCGCUAAGAUCCUCCAAGAAGGUAAAUACAGAGUCAGAGGUGCAGGCAGAAAUAUACAUAAUGCAGAAAAGAUGGAACCUUUUAAUAAGGCCCUUAGAGAACAUUGCCCUGAUAAUUAUGAUGAGUUUGAACUUGUUGAAGCUUCUCUAGAAGAUUCUGAUGCGAUCAAGAGGGCAGUCGAAGGUGUUACAUAUGUAUUGCAUGUGGCUUCACCAAUGCCUGACUCAAAGGUUAAGGGCUCAGAAAAGAGUAUGAUCCAACCUGCUAUCGAUGGAAAUAUCAAUGUAUUACAAGCAUGUGUUGGUUCAGGUGUCAAAAGAGUUGUUAUUACUUCUUCUGCUCUGACUAUAUGUGAUCAUAAAAAGGGUGAUGGAGUAUACAGUUAUGACUCUUUUGUGGAAGAAAGCCCAAAGCUAGACCUUUAUUCUAAGAGUAAAAUCAGAUCUGAAAAUGCUGCUAUCGAAUUUGUUAAAGAGCUUGAAGGAAAGAAGGAAAGAACUUUUGAUGUUUUAUUUAUUCAUCCUGGAGGAAUUAGUGGAGUACCUUUUGUCCCAAUAAUGAAAGGCGAAGGACUGAACAUGUUCAAGAUGUUUUUGGAGAACAAGUUCCCCAGAGUCCCGGUAGUAUACUACCCACUGGUUGAUGUCCAGGAUGUGGCUCAAGCUCAUGUAAAUGCUCUUGAUAAGGGUGACCAUCUUGGAAGAUAUCCAAUAAAUAGCGCCACUAUUAGAAUGGUUGAACUAGUCCAGUUGAUCAAAGAUAGAUAUGAACCAAUGGGCUAUAAGGUAGGAAAUAAGGAGCUUCCUAAAUGCGUCGUCUGGAUGUUCAGCCUUUGUAACGCAGAUGCUCGUAAUAUCUACUACCAUUGGGGCGUAAAAGCAGAGCCUGAUGGUGCAUAUGGGGCCAAAGAGCUUGGCUUACAGAAAUAUGUCUCCGUAGAUGAUAGUAUUUACGCAACAUGUGACUUCCUUAUUGAGAACAAAUUCGUUAAGGAGCCCAAGAAAAAGAAAUAG